Molecule: messenger RNA, 842 nt
Organism: Drosophila mojavensis
Lineage: Eukaryota; Metazoa; Arthropoda; Insecta; Diptera; Drosophilidae
Product: UPF0687 protein C20orf27 homolog
Exons: 2
Coding region: 186-731 (181 amino acids)
Source: RefSeq, a predicted model, not a curated record
CACUUGCUUCAGUCAGUUCUAUUGUUUAGCGUCGUCCGCGUCUCUCUGUGGCACGCAAAUUAAAUAACAAUUGCAGAGCAAAUUAAAAAAUACAAAGACGUAAAUUCAACUUUUGUGUGUGAAACUACACUUUAUUUUUUAUUUAAUAAUCAACAACCAGCAUUUAAGCACUAUAAACAGCUACGAUGUCCGAGUGCGCCAGCGAAGUAGCCGAACCGCAGACAGAUCAUCAUGUGCACUUUGAUGCGACGACCCUAAAGACUGACGACUUCGGCUCCGAUAGCUGUGUGACGUAUCAGCGAUCGGGCGAUACGAUUGUCGUGAGCCUGGGGUUUCUGCAGAUCAAUCAUCGAUAUCUGAUCGAUCUCAAUUUGCCAGUGACGCUGUUUGAGAACACGGGAGCACCGGGCACCAAGUUCGUGCCGGUUGUGAGCGCCACACCGAAUCUGCACUGCAAGAUCACCGAAUUUACGGGCACCAAGCACGACGAGCACGAUUUCUAUGAGAUGAAGAUCGAGUUCUUUGCCUACAAGGAGAAGCUGCUGCGCGAAGUCCUGCACAUUGUCAACUCGAACAAUGCCAAGGAGGUGCUGCAGCUGGUGAUUGCGGCGCGUGUACUGGGCAAGGGCAAGGGCACGCCCAUGCUGCGAACGGGCAUCCAUUGCAUAGGCGUCGAGCGGGACGACGAUGACUCAGAAUCGUCCGAUUUUGCGGGCUUCGAUAAGCCCUAAGCCAAUUGAUCCCACACUAAACUGGCUUUUAGUUUCUGGUUUCUUAGUUAUGUGCAGUUAUUUGCAUAGUAUUUAAGUCGACAACAAAAUAUAUAGAAAACAUAAUCAUAA